GUAAUUUUCGGCAAGAAACAGAGGCCCGUUUGUUGAAACAACCAAAGCAUCGUGGAGGGGUCUUAAGUUUUAGGCGGUGAUCACCGGAUACUUUGGAACUGAGAAAUGGAGAAAGCUUUGAGAAUCUACGCAGAGGUUCUGAGAUUGGUGAGGCGGUUGCCGGAGGACACGAGGCCUUACUACGCCAAGUACGCGCGCGAAAACUUCGUGAAUUACAGAGAGGUCGAGGCCGGCGAUGACCAAGCCCUCCACGAGCUCUUCCACAGGGCAUACAAGCAUUCGCUCUGGGUCCUGAACAAGUACUCUGUGGAUGAAUCUGUGGCGGACAAGUUGAAGAAGAUCUGCUCCGCUUAGUGCGCCUGCCAAGUGUUCGUCAAAAUGCCCCAGAGGGUUCUUAGCCACUUGCUUCUUUUGCAAACAUGAGUGUUGUUUUGUUGAUUGUUUGACAGAGCCAAGGAUUUUUACUCAAUGAUGUUUUAAUUUUGUCUGUGAAAGAGAUUGUAAACUACUUGAGUUUUGUAACAAAAGGAUAAUAAUUUUAAAAAUAAAUAAUUUGGUUGGAUCCCC
Prunus dulcis (almond) is the source of this 567-nucleotide messenger RNA. Its product is annotated as LYR motif-containing protein At3g19508. The record is from RefSeq and is a predicted model, not a curated record. Bases 106 to 354 code for a protein of 82 amino acids. The transcript has 3 exons. Lineage: Eukaryota; Viridiplantae; Streptophyta; Magnoliopsida; Rosales; Rosaceae.